AUGUCGGCAGUGACAGAUUCCUUCACAAGUCACACGACCGGCUCGCUGCUGGCUGUGGCAGGGGCAGGCUUAGCUAACAUUGCUGUCGUGCAAAGUCUGGAGGCUGCGCCCUUUGCGACGGCUCUCGUCCCCACCGACGAGGAUCAAGCGCUGGUACAGGCCUGUUGCUUCCUCCACGCCAGCUUUGCUCAUGUUUUGGCGGCCGCCCAUGCGACUGCGCUGCUUCUCUACGACCUGCGUAAGGGCUCCGGCGGCGGCGGCGUGGCAGCGGAGCACGAGCAUGCGCUGACUGCAGCGGUGACGGCCAUCUGUCCGCACCGCCAGGAGGGUGUGCUGCUGCUCGGGGGCCACGGCAAGGUGCAGAUCCUUCAGGUGCGACAUGGCUUGAAGUGCAGCGCACUGGCUGAGCUGGCGUUGGGAGCGGAUGUGCCCAUGUGGCUGAGAGAUGAGACAUCACAAGGCUUCAAUGCCAUGAGCCAAAGUGCAACAAACCAAAGGCCUGAUCACGGUGUCUUGGCGCUUGCUGCUGCUUCAUGUAAAGUCCGGGGUCCAGCAGGCUUGGGCUUGCACGGCACUGCAGCGGUGGCCGUGUCUUCUGAAGCGCUCUUUGCUGUCCUGGGCCAUGAGCAAACUGCGGAACGCCUUUGCACCUUGCCUGCUUUGGGUGCUGCGAGCGCUGUGGUGGAGAGCACAGGUGGCGCUGUGCUGCUGGCUGUUGGGCAUGCCUUUGACACCGGGGGCGAGCUGCUUAGGCUCUCCUGGCCAGAGCUGCAAGUGGCCCAAUUGGGGGAGGAGGAAAGGCAUGCCAUUCACACCACGGCUCUGUCAUCCUUGCUGCAAGAUGUUCAGGUGCCGUGUUCGUCUUGCGCCGGGCGAGCGGGGAUUCUGCCGCACCGGCAGAUCCAGCGAUUUGUCGCGGGCUAA
Molecule: messenger RNA, 924 nt
Organism: Cladocopium goreaui
Lineage: Eukaryota; Dinophyceae; Suessiales; Symbiodiniaceae
Source: the annotation of a GenBank genome assembly